UGUCAAAAGCAGCGCUGUACAACUUCAGCCAUGGGUCGUGUCCGGACUAAAACCGUCAAGAAAGCGGCGAAGAUUAUUAUUGAAAAAUACUAUACAAGAUUAACACUUGAUUUUGAUACAAAUAAAAGAAUAUGUGAAGAAAUCGCUAUCAUUCCUACCAAGCCUCUUAGGAAUAAAAUUGCUGGAUUUGCCACACAUUUAAUGAGGCGUCUCAGACACUCGCAAGUGCGAGGAAUCUCUAUCAAACUUCAGGAAGAGGAGCGUGAGAGGCGUGACAACUAUGUCCCAGAAGUGUCUGCUCUCGAACAUGACAUCAUCGAAGUAGACCCCGACACCAAGGAUAUGUUGAAGAUGCUGGACUUCAACAAUAUUAAUGGCCUGCAACUAACACAGCCAGCUACCCAGGGUGGCUAUGGUGGCAGGCGUAAUUAAUAAAUUAUAAGAAUAAAA
Molecule: messenger RNA, 450 nt
Organism: Bombyx mori (domestic silkworm)
Lineage: Eukaryota; Metazoa; Arthropoda; Insecta; Lepidoptera; Bombycidae
Gene: RpS17
Product: ribosomal protein S17
Exons: 3
Coding region: 31-432 (133 amino acids)
Biological process (GO): translation
Cellular component (GO): ribosome
Molecular function (GO): structural constituent of ribosome
Source: RefSeq, marked provisional